Molecule: messenger RNA, 3018 nt
Organism: Entelurus aequoreus (snake pipefish)
Lineage: Eukaryota; Metazoa; Chordata; Actinopteri; Syngnathiformes; Syngnathidae
Gene: ccdc77
Product: coiled-coil domain containing 77
Exons: 12
Coding region: 129-2879 (916 amino acids)
Cellular component (GO): centrosome
Source: RefSeq, a predicted model, not a curated record
UCUCUCCAUUUUCGUCACGAAGAACAUAACGAAGAAGAACAGGAGGCGUGAGCUUCCGGGUUUCAAAAAUCUUCGUUGCAACCGUAACCAUCAGCACUAGAAGGAGACUAAACAACAUCCGCUUCGAGAUGGGGUCACCCAAAAAAAAGGCACACAGAGCCAGUCUGCAUUCUCCUGGUACGGAAAUGGAACCUCUAAUUCCCCCCGUCAAUGAACGCCUGGGGUACCUUCGUCCCUCCAGGGAACUUUUAGAGUUCUACAGGGAUAAGAUUUCCCAGUUUGACGGCGAACAGGAGCAGCUGCUUCAGAUGUUGGAGAAGUACAAGAGCAUCAUUGAGAACCAGCACAAGCUAGAGGGUGAAGUGCGGCAACGUGAAGGAGAGAUUGCAGAGCUGCAGAAUGCUCUGAGUGACAUGCAGGUGUACCUUUACCAAGAAAGAGAACAGUCUCUGAGGCUUCAUGCAGAAAACGACCGACUAAAGAUCAGAGAGCUGGAGGACAGGAAAAAAAUCCAACACCUUCUUUCACUGGUGGAUCAUGAUGAUGGAGAGAUCACAUACUUCCUACGGGAGCCUCCUCAUAAGGUCACUGUCAAACAGAAGCACCUUGAGUCGACGGAGGAGAAUCUUAAUCUCAGGCCAACAAAGUUGAGACCUGCUGUGACCGGUAAAGCGAGAGCAGAGAUGAGGUUUAAGAGAGCAAAAUUUGCUGAUCCAGGUGCUUGCGAUACUUUGGAAAAAUAUAAGAAUGAGAACCAAACGUUGAUGCUUCAGGUGGAGGCUCUCCAGGCUCAACUAGAGGAACUAACCCGACUAACCAAAGAGCAGGUCCAGUCACUCCAGGAUGACCGACAGAUUAAAGGUGAAGAGGUCCAGGCUGAAAGGCAGAGGGAUGAGCAGCGCAUUGCCGGUUUGACAAACAAGCUCCAGCAAACACAGAACCUACUGUACGAAAGCACCAAAGAUUUUCUACAGCUCAAAUUUGACACAAGGGCUCAGGAGAAGAUAUGGAUGGCGGAGAAGGACCAUCUCUUCGGGGAGCUGGACGCGUGUCACGAGCGUUUAAGGAAAGCCGGAUUUGGUGAUUUUGAAGCUGAGCACCAUCAGCCAACCAGAAGGAGCCCGACUCAGGUCAGCCUGACCCAUUUUGGUACUGCUGCUACUUCUAACGGGGUCAUCCCAAGUUGGACUGCUGCUCCUGCCAGGGGCACCUCAAGUUGGACUGCAGCUCCUAUCGGCGUCACCCAAAGUUGGACUGCAGGUCCUACCGGGGUCACCCCAAGUUGGCCUGCAGAUCCCACCGGGGUCACCCCAAGUUGGCCUGCAGGUCCUACCGGAGUCACCCAAAGUUGGACUGCAGGUCCUACCGGGGUCACCCCAAGUUGGCCUGCAGAUCCCACCGGGGUCACCCCAAGUUGGCCUGCAGGUUCUACCGGAGUCACCCAAAGUUGGACUGCAGGUCCUACCGGGGUCACCCCAAGUUGGACUGCGGGUCCUACCGGGGUAAACCCCAGUCGUGAUGCUGCAGGUCCUAGCAGUGUCAACCCCAGUCGUGUUGCUGCAGGUCCUAGCGGUGUCAACCCCAGUCUAGGUGCUGCAGGCCCUAGUGGUGUCAACCCCAGUCGUGGUGCUGCAGGCCCUAGUGGUGUCAACCCCAGUCGUGGUGCUGCAGGUCCUAGCGGUGUCAACCCCAGUCAUGUUGCUGCAGGUCCUAGCGGUGUCAACCCCAGUCUAGGUGCUGCAGAUCCUAGCGGUGUCAACCCCAGUCAUGUUGCUGCAGGUCCUAGCGGUGUCAACCCCAGUCUAGGUGCUGCAGAUCCUAGCGGUGUCAACCCCAGUCGUGUUGCUGCAGGUCCUAGCGGUGUCAACCCCAGUCGUGUUGCUGCAGGUCCUAGCGGUGUCAACCCCAGUCGUGUUGCUGCAGGUCCUAGCGGUGUCAACCCCAGUCGUGUUGCUGCAGGUCCUAGUGGUUUCAACCCCAGUCGUGGCGCUGCAGGUCCUAGCGGUGUCAACCCCAGUCUAGGUGCUGCAGGCCCUAGCGGUGUCAACCCCAGUCGUGGUGCUGCAGGUCCUAGCGGUGUCAACCCCAGUCGUGGUGCUGCAGGUCCUAGCGGUGUCAACCCCAGUCGUGGUGCUACAGGUCCUACCGGUGUCAACCCCAGUCGUGGAGCUGCAGGUUCUACCGGUGUCAACCCCAGUCGAGGUGCUACAGGUCCUACCCGAGUCACCCAACUUUGGAAUGCUGCUCCUAUCGGGGUCAGCCCCAGUCAAGGUGAUGCGGUGGCUGCUCCUCUUACUUCUGCCACUACCGGGGUCAGCCAAAGUCGUGUUGCUGCUACUACUACUACCAGGAUCAGCUCGAGUCGGGCUCCUACUUCUACUGGGAUCAGUUCCACUCGGUUCCACAUGCAGCCUCAGCCUGACUUAAGUCAGAGACAUAAGGAAGAGAUCAAGUCCGGGCAAGAUCAUUUCAAGGAAGCCCAACGUAUGGCAGAGAUGUACAGAGAACAGUGCAUCGCCUUGGAAACGGAACUGGCCCAAGCCAGGGAGCAGGGGGACGCAGGCAGGGAAAUAUAUAAGGAGCGUGUCAGUAAAACGGCUAAGCGUCUCCAGGCCAUGACUCAGCGUUAUGAGGCACUGGAGAAGAGGAGGAACCUGGAGGUGGAGGGCUUCAAAACAGACCUGAAGCAACUCAGACAUAAACUGAAGGAUGUAGAAAAACAGCUUUUACAGGUAACCCAUAAUAUUGGGCCUAACCAGGACCUAGCUAUUCUCCAAGAGGUCCGGGAGAGCAACAACAGGACAAAGAAGGUCCAGAAUGGGCUGACGGUGUUAAAGGCAAAGAUUUAUGGACUGGAAAAUGAACUGCGAUUUUGCUGAGGAAUAGAUCAACAAUGCUUUUUGUUACACAGAUGCCUUGAAUAAGCUUUGUGAGCUUUACUCCAAUCAACUUUACAGUAUAGUUGUACUAUUGUUUUAUUAGUACUAUAUGCAAUACUUUUGUGCUAAUAAAUGUAUU